Molecule: messenger RNA, 1254 nt
Organism: Rhododendron vialii
Lineage: Eukaryota; Viridiplantae; Streptophyta; Magnoliopsida; Ericales; Ericaceae
Exons: 1
Coding region: 443-976 (177 amino acids)
Source: RefSeq, a predicted model, not a curated record
UCUAAGCUUGAAGCUGAAGAAUAUUCAUCAGGGGGCUCCUUUGGAUGGUGAGUGCUUUUUCUUGUACUUUAUUACUUAUAUUUACAGUCUCGAUUAUGUUUUUUUGCGGAGAAUUUGGGAUUACAAAUCUACUCAGGACUUUCCUGUCUGUUGAGUGAGAAUUCUUAACAGGGGGGGUUCAGAGAUUGAAAGGAAUCUUGUUCUUCAGGCUUAAAUCAAUCACUGCAAGUGGAAAGUGGGGACAAAGUGCACCGCAAGUCUCUCUCUCUCUCUCAUAGUAGCUUCAAGAUGACUUGAUAAAGUGGGGGCAAAAGUCUAGCUGUCUCUAGCAGUUCAUAUCCAUACAAUGUUUGUUGUAAAAACAGUUCAUAUCCAAAAAGAGAUUGUUAUAAAACCACGGAAUGGUAGCAACAUAUUCGCAUCUUUCUGAGUCCAAAGGAAAAUGGUACUAGCAAGAUGUAUAUGGGUUCUCUUCAUUCUCUGGAUGGCCAUUCUCAGCGGGAGAGUCGCUGGGGAGAAUCCUGGCAUUGCCCAAACUCAAAGCAAUAGAACUUACACCGACGUUGCAGUUAAUAACAAGUAUAGCGGAGGAGGUGGAGGUGGAGGUGGUUAUGGAUGGGGAUGGGGAUGGGGAGGUGGCAGCGGCAGCGGCGGUGGUGGAGGGGGAGGUGGAGGUGGCGGCGGAGGUGGAGGAAGUGGGUGGAGAAGGGGAGGAGGAGGCAGUGAUACGUGGGCAUGGGGAUGCCGGAGACCAAGACAAUACACCGGUGGAGGGAGAGGCGGCAGCGGGAGGAAUCGUCACCAUAUAGACAAGAAGAGAUUGUUCAACAGUGGAGAUUAUAAGAUUGGGGAGUUUGCACAGUGUAUGGUUAGAGGGAGGUGCAGAGGCAUGAGAUUAGAUUGCCCACUUCAUUGUGGUGGACCUUGUUUCUAUGACUGCACGUAUAUGUGCAAGGCGCAUUGUCGCCGUCCCUAAUUGCCUGGAAAAAUUUAGUACGACUGGCAAGCUAGCCCGGACGUCCGGGUUUUAAAAUAAAAUAAAAAAUUCUGGGCUUGGGUACUUGCUACAUCUUUCUUUUCGAGUUUUUGUGUGGAGUCGGAUGAGUUAUUUAUCGUUCUUUUGCUUUGGAAGAUUGUACCUUUAGUUAUGCUCGAUGUAUUUUUUUGUUUCUUUGAGCCUUGUGCUUUGAGUUAUAAUGAACUAUGGGAUGUAAUGACUCUUUUAUCUAUGAAGUUCUUCUUUAUUAUCAAAAA